Ziziphus jujuba (common jujube) is the source of this 618-nucleotide messenger RNA. RefSeq lists its product as uncharacterized. The record is from RefSeq and is a predicted model, not a curated record. Lineage: Eukaryota; Viridiplantae; Streptophyta; Magnoliopsida; Rosales; Rhamnaceae. The coding region runs from base 109 to 381 and encodes 90 amino acids. The transcript has 2 exons.
UAUUAGGGUUGGGUUUUGUUGAAAUUUUUUUCUUUAUAUUCCCAAAGCCAAAAUCUCUGAAUCUCCAUCGCUGAAAAAGGGUAAAAAAAAAAAAAAAAAAAGGGGAAAAUGGCGUGGAGGAAUUUCUACAACGAGAUCAAGGGAUUGAAGGUGAAGGAAUUGCCCAACUACGUGAAGCCGAUGCUGUCGAUGGAGUACGUGAAGAAAUCGGUGCAAAGAGGUCUGGACAACUACAAUGCCAAGUACAUCCAGACCAGUUCUAUCGAUCCUCUCUACCAUGUCUGCUUCGGUGGGAUGAUCUUCUCCUACCUUGUCGCUCUCCCCGAGGAACGCCGCCAUCUCGAGCACCAGCAGCACGCCAAGGAGCACGGUGGCCAUUGAUUUUUUUUUUUUCCUUCGAAAAGGAAUGAACCUUGCUGCUGUUGAUUUGAUGACCAUCAAUUUGUUCAGUGCUUUUUUGCUUUUGAUAUCUGGAUGUUAUAGACAGAAAGAUACUGUUUUCUUCAGUGCAUGGCAACAUUAAAUGAUAAAAUAAAAUUCACUCCGACAAUCACUUUGACAAUUUACUUCGUGAUUUGAAUGUUAAAUGAAUGGCUAUCCGAGGAAAUGACUUUCUUA